UGCUGGUCGGCUGAUGUGCUGUUAUCUGUCUACACAUAACUUUGGCAAAAAUAUUAAAAAUAAGAAACUGUGCUCGUUUACGUAUUUAACAAGCCGGAAAAAAAUAGAAUAGAGAUUGGACAAACGCACGCGACAGCCACGACAGACACUGUGUGACACGAAUAUCCCCUGACGGUGCAGGUGUAUACCCGGGCUGAACGAUGUCCUUCUGCAUAAGGGGCAUCGCGAGCAAUGGCAGCAGGUACGUGGUACCGCAAAUCGUACAGGGAUGCACCGGUGGUGCGUCGGUACGACGUUUCAACAGCCGGCAGUUGCCCGUACCUGUAAAGUCCCAGACUGCAGCCACAACUGGCUUCCUCAAUGAGUUUUUGGGCUCCAACCUACAGCUGAGCUCAUCGUUUAGAACAAAGGAUGAGUGUCAAGUGGAGGGUGAAACAAGCUCGCCCGGUGCUAAUGUGCAGGUCGACGAGCUCUUUCAUAGUCAACAACCUGCCUGGGAAGUCGUUGAACAUGAUACUCAUCCGAUGUCGAGGUUGAAAGAGAGCCAUCAGCUGCUUAGUAAUCAGGAAGAGAACUGGUUGCACUUAAAUCGGAAGACGAGCUUGACAAGACUGGGGGAUCUACUGACCAAAGAUAGCGCCAAAGAUACCGGAGUACAGUUUUCGGUGGUACCAAAAAUUGCGGCUAUUCCCAAGGAGAAAAACGUACAGGCGUCGUCGACAGAAAAGAAUUUUGACAAGAAAACAAAUGAAGAUCUCACGCAUGUGUACGAGACGUUGAAGAUUGACUUUCCGGCAUUUUUUAUCAAAACAAUCAACUACAAGAUCUAUCAUCCUGAAAUCGAAUUUGUGAAUAACAUCAAAGGAGAAACUACCAAAGGUAUAUACCCUUAUGUUAAACAAAUGGCUUGGUUAAGGACAGUUGGACAUAUCAAGUACGCAUAUGUUAAAAUGGAUGUUCUUCAAAUUACAAUGCACACACAAGAUAACACUGUCAGGGUGCGCUGGCGUAUUAAUGGUAUAACUGGAAUCAGAGUAUUAAUUAAUUUUUGGAAAUUCAAAUUUUGGAAGAUAAGGGAAUCUUUGAAGGAAGCAGAAGCAUGGCAUGAUGGGUUCUCCACUUUUUAUGUUGGUGAUGAUGGGUUGGUGUUUAAACAUGUCGCUGAUAAAAUAAUGCCUGACGAAGAUGUGGACAUUGCUAAGCCCAAAGAUGGUAUACCGUCGAAGCUAGCCUCGCAACUCACAUUUUCCAGUCUCAAGUAAACUAGGUUCUCUUAAUUACUGCUCAUCAGUAAACCUGUACAUUUUUGUAUCAAGUCCUCAGUAGUUAAGAACACCUAUAUCUUUUACAAUCAAAGAUUACUAUGCUAAUAGUAUUAAUAAUGUAUAUUGUUAGUUGAUUGCAUUUUGAAUUUUGAAUAUGCAACGCAAGCAUAAUGCUCAACGUAGCGUAAUUACAAAGUAACGUGUUGUAAUGACCGUUAUGAUUUGUUAAAUAUUUGUCAAAAAAAGUAGGCUACUACCGCAGAACAAGUGUGCACCUUGUACUAAAACUAUUACAUCAUUGUCAAUUUUACUAUUUACAUUGCUAUCCUAUUAUUUACAAGCCUCGUUAGUUGUGAAUCAUAAGAAAAUUGUUGAGAAUUUAUCAAGUUUUAAAAAACUCAACUUAUUUUAUCCGUAUUUGUAGAAUGUUGCGUCGAAAGUGCUUAGUUACUACCUUACCGGCAGCUGUAGGUAACGAAAAGAAUUUAUUAAAGGAAAUCGAUUAAACACCAAAAGUUCUGAAUAAUAACGUUUAAUCGUAAACUCCAAAAAUUUACAAUAUCUAAAAUCUCAUAUUUACAUUAAUUCAUAGUUCAACAAUGUUAUUUGCGCAAUUCAUCAUAACUUUUUGUGCAUGUAUAAAUUUCUUGUGGCAUUGCAACCGCGACAGACAAAAUUUAACAUUUCGCGUGACCCGCUCAAAUUUUU
This is a messenger RNA of Copidosoma floridanum, 1973 nucleotides long. RefSeq lists its product as uncharacterized. The record is from RefSeq and is a predicted model, not a curated record. NCBI's taxonomy places the organism in Eukaryota, Metazoa, Arthropoda, Insecta, Hymenoptera, Encyrtidae.